UAUUUAGGGUUUCAUUUCGAUCCCCGCAUCCCUCUUUUUCUCUAGUAUUAUCAUCCUCGUUUCUUUCUUUAUAGUUAUGCCGUCGAAGAGAUGGGAUUCAAGGCACCCAUAUCCAGGUUCGCAUCACCGGGACCGUUCGUCCGGUUCAAAACGGAAGGAACCGGAGAAACAACUAAAGUACCAGAAGAGUAACCAGGCAGAUAAUGACAGUGAGCUCUGCUUCAAAAAACUUUCAGAGUUCAACGAAUCGUUGCGCCGCAAACAACUGUUAACAUCCACCAAGUUCCAAUGGAACCAUCUUUUAUCCGAAAAUCUCGAGAAAGAACCGGCGGCGUGUAGUAAGCCCGAACCAACCAUGUCGAAUGAUAGAAAGGUGUCGCCUUCUUCGAUGAGUCGAUUGGGGAUUGAUUUAACGGAAGAAAAGCAGUUCUUUUUUUCAAGAUCACCACAUACGAAGGAAGAGAGUUUGUGUUUCGGCGAUUUUCGAUACCCAGAUGUGGGUGAAACAGAUGGCUUUGGUGGGUUUGGAGAAAUAUUUGAUUCUGAUUCUUCACCCGUUAUAUAUGAGAAGGCCAUGAAACGGAUGAGGAGAACUCAGGAAGUUAUUGAAUCAUCUUAUAGGAAGGUGGAAAGUGAAAUAACGAGAGCCAGUGCUAUUGAUUCUAUUGUAGAUAAAUUCGAUGGCUCAGGGGAAAUGAGUGAGCAAAAGAGGGAAAUUUUGCAUGGGGGAAGGCGUCUUCAUGAAGAAGAUUGUAGCCGUCGUGUUUUAACUCAACCUUAUGGUGAUUUUAGUGGAGAGCAAGUUCCUUUUCAUGGUGAAAAACAUGAGUUAUCAGAAGGUCAUGGUCAUGCUUUAAAUGAAACGCCUUCACAUGAUGAAACACAGCAAAUGCAAGAAGGUUUCAGAAUCGGUCAAGAGGAAGAAACUUAUAAUAUCGUAGCUGCUCAUGGUUAUUUUGCCCGAUUGAUCUUUCGGUAUGCUAGUUUCAACAAUUCUCGUUCUUUACAUUUCUUCUUAGCUGCUUAGCCCGUAGUAGGUAUCUGGUUCACUGCUUUAGGUAUUAGCACCAUGACUUUCAACCUAAAUGGUUUCAAUUUUAACCAAUUUGUAGUUGAUAGUCAAGGUCGUGUAAUUAAUACCGGGCUGAUAUUAUUAACCAUGCUAACUUUGGUAUGGAAGUUAUGCAUGAACUUAAGGCUCAUAACUUCCCUCUAGACCUAGC
This is a messenger RNA of Hibiscus syriacus, 1223 nucleotides long. RefSeq lists its product as uncharacterized. Gene Ontology annotation, biological process: photosynthesis, light reaction; photosynthetic electron transport in photosystem II. NCBI's taxonomy places the organism in Eukaryota, Viridiplantae, Streptophyta, Magnoliopsida, Malvales, Malvaceae. The record is from RefSeq and is a predicted model, not a curated record. Gene Ontology annotation, cellular component: photosystem II; chloroplast thylakoid membrane. The transcript has 2 exons. Bases 77 to 1027 code for a protein of 316 amino acids.